Messenger RNA from Stylonychia lemnae, 312 nucleotides. NCBI's taxonomy places the organism in Eukaryota, Ciliophora, Spirotrichea, Sporadotrichida, Oxytrichidae. The record is from the annotation of a GenBank genome assembly.
AUGAAUACUCAUUUGAAGGCAGUUAAACUAACUGUGAAAGGGAGAGAAACUAUUGCAAUUGAGCAUUUGACUAUUAGAGAAAACAACAUUAGGUACUUCCUACUGCCAGAGAGUCUUUUAUUAGAGACUCUUCUUGUUGAUGAUGCCCCUAAAUAAAGAUCUAAAAGCAUUGGUUAAGGAGCUAAAAAGGAUAAAAGUAGAGGUAAGCCAGUUGCCUAAGGCUAAAGUAACAAUAGAAAGCCCAAGAGACCCUGUCCUAACCCAACUAGACAGCACUCAGUAAAAUUGGGAAUCGAAGUAUUUUAUUAGUGA